Messenger RNA from Sphaeramia orbicularis (orbiculate cardinalfish), 6534 nucleotides. Its product is annotated as collagen alpha-1(I) chain. NCBI's taxonomy places the organism in Eukaryota, Metazoa, Chordata, Actinopteri, Kurtiformes, Apogonidae. Gene Ontology annotation, molecular function: extracellular matrix structural constituent conferring tensile strength. Gene Ontology annotation, biological process: extracellular matrix organization. The coding region runs from base 1 to 5556 and encodes 1851 amino acids. The transcript has 69 exons. The record is from RefSeq and is a predicted model, not a curated record.
AUGAAGAAGAUGCAGAACACUCCAACACACAUAACCUUCGACACACAAGUAAAUAAAUCCAUAAGUAGAACAAUCCUGAAUCCCAGUGUGUAUGUGCAGCCUGUUGUUAGUGCACACUGUGAUACCAACGGUCAGUAUGUGUUAAAUGAGUCCUGGAGGAGAAGGGGCCUCGUUCAGAGCAGGGCAGAGACUCUGUCAGACUGCAUCUCCAGUAUGUGUGGAGCUCCUUGUAUUCCCUCCACACUGGAAUGUGCCUCUUCCUACUGUAGGUUACCUGUGAUCCCAUCAGUCAGUGCAGCGUCUGACCAGUCUGACCCUGUCACUCACACUGAAGCCAGACACACCCUGUACGCCGCUGUACGAGUCAAUGAGCUCCAGGAACCGGGACGAUACUUCGACAUGGUCACAGAGAAGAUAAACAUGAACCCUCCUGAUGCAGCUUCAACUCACAGAUGGGUUGAAGCUGAAGUUAAGACAGAGCUGACCUAUGUUGUUAUUCCUGAUUAUCUUUCUCCAGUCGAGAAAGUGGAUUUACUGCAUCAUUUCUCUCAGAUGGCGGCAAGUUUCACCAACGUGACUCUGUCAGAGGACGGCCAGAUGUGUCCGACUCUACAUAUCAGCAUGUAUGGCCUUCUGAUGAUGCCCACACAACAGGCAUUUGGACCAAGGUUUUGUGAUGAGUUCAGUGUCCUUAUGGAGCUCCGGAGUUCUCAGCAGGAGGAGAGCAGUGUGGUGACUCUGUUAAACUCCCAGCAUCACAUCCACCUCCAGCUUCGCCUCAGCCCACGCUCCCUCACCUUCAUCUCCACCCAACACCGAGAAUAUGAGUUUCCAGUCCGGUCUCUGUAUGAUGGUCAGUGGCACCGGGUGGCUCUGGGGGUCUCUCCUCUUUGGUUGGAGGUCUAUGUGGACUGUUCUCUGGUGGAGCGAGUGAACUGGGCCUAUCCUUGGCAGGGCAUCUCCACAGAUGGCCUGCUGAUCCUUGGCGGCAGCUUGGAGGGAUUUGAGACACCCUUUGGAGGCGCUCUGAGACAAAUGACCUUUGUGAUGGGGGAUCCAGACGCUGCUAGAGACCACUGUACUCUGCACCGGCCAACCUGCGGCCCACCGACCUCCAACACACACCAGAUCGUGCAUGCAGACGCCUGGCCUCGUGACAGUGUGAACGCCUCUGCGGACGAGGACCCCUUGCAUGUGGAUCGACUGGUUGAAAGAAGCUCAGCAGACACUACACACCAAGAGGCUGCAGACCAAAGACAUGGCCUCACUCUUGUUGACAAACCUCACAUCAGCCCUGAAUCCAAUCCAAUCAUCCAGAAGUUAGAUGAAAACGUCCCACAUGAAGCUGAAGACACAGCCUUAUACAACAUUGUUGACUUCACCUCUCAUGAUUCCCCGACACAGAUACCUCAGGUGAAGUCCGACAACAUGAGUGUACUAUUGGAUGAGAACAUGGUGUCACUGGUGGCGUCAGAGGUUCACAUGUUGACGGACAGCCAUCACCAGCAGAAAACCUCAGUGUUGGUACCGGCAGAUGGAACAGGGACCAUCGUCUAUGGGUUGGACCAGAAAGCCUACAGAGUCCACAAAGGCCCUCCUGGUCUGAUGGGACUACAAGGGAAAAGAGGAUGUGCUGGGAAGCAAGGAUAUAUGGGAUUUAAAGGCGACAAGGGUUCUCAUGGAAUCCCAGGUCUGGAUGGGAUAAGAGGAGAUCCAGGGCCUCCAGGGCCUCCGGGUCUUCCCACUCUGUACCUGUGGAGGAACACUGAGGACGACUGGGCUUCUUUCGGUAGAUCAGCCUUCUAUCAGAUGCUCAGAGCUGGAUGGCCGGUAAAGCCUGGCCCACCUGGACCAAUCGGUGAAAUGGGGAAACCAGGACCUCCGGGUAUUCCAGGAGACCCAGGGAGCAGAGGGCUUCCAGGACACAGAGGAGAUGUGGGUUACCCUGGGCCGAAGGGGGCCCCCGGUCAGGCAGGGAGGUGGGGUCGAAACGGGAGUCCAGGACUGGCAGGAAGUCGGGGGCCACCGGGACCACCUGGACUCAAGGGUCCGAGAGGUUUUAAAGGCGACUCAGCUCCUGUGGGGGAGAAAGGGGACGAGGGUUUCACUGGUGAGCCUGGGCCCAGUGGAGACAGAGGGAGAGCUGGGGAAAAGGGAGCUAAAGGGGAACCAGGAGAAAGUGGACCUGUCGGCCUUCCUGGUCUUUUAGGUGUAAAAGGUGUUCAGGGACUUCCUGGUCCAGCAGGUCCACAGGGGGAGUCUGGACCAGAUGGGGUGAAGGGUCCGACAGGACCAGUGGGUGCUCCUGGAGCCACGGGUGGGAUCGGACCAUGUGGAUUUAAUGGGUCUGAGGGGGAUCCGGGUCCAUCUGGUCCACGAGGUCGUAAAGGCCCCACCGGACCCUUAGGAUUAACAGGAGAGAUGGGUUCACCUGGACCUCGUGGGCCUCAGGGACAACUAGGCGAUGACGGCCCUCCUGGUCCAAAAGGGGAAGUGGGUCAAGUAGGGCCAAUGGGAGCCAAAGGAUUACCAGGCAUCGAAGGGCCCAUGGGAAUGGUUUUCGAGGACUGGACGGUGAUAAAGGAGAGACUGGACCCAAAGGAGACAGAGGGCCCUCAGGUGCUGCAGGGAUCCAGGGUCAUCAAGGAGAGAGGGGGGAGCGUGGCACGCCAGGUCUCCCUGGGGUCAGAGGUCGCCCUGGGCCUCAAGGAAAAGAGGGUGAAGAGGGGGAGUCCGGCCUGCAGGGACAGGUCGGGAAACAGGGGUCAAAGGGUAACAGGGGUAUCCAGGGACAAAGUGGGAGGAUUGGACCCAAAGGAUCACGGGGUCGUACUGGACUCACUGGUCUGUUUGGUCUCCAUGGCACACCGGGCUUUAGAGGCCGAGUUGGGAUUGAGGGACCAGAAGGAAAGCCUGGGCGGUCCUGGUCCUACUGGACUUCUUGGCCCCAAAGGAGACAGAGGGUUUCCUGGUUCUGCCGGUGAUCCAGGGAAGGCAGGUCCUCCAGGGGCUCCGGGUCCAUCAGGAAGUCCAGGUCAGGACGGGAUCCCUGGACCAGCAGGAGCGAGGGGCUUCACAGGGAAACCAGGGCUGACGGGUCCCCAGGGGCCAGUGGGCAUGUAUGGUUACUCGGGUGCGGUGGGUCUGAUUGGGAGACCAGGUCACAUGGGACAAAGAGGAGAUGCCGGUGUCAGAGGUUCACCAGGAAUCCAGGGAAAAACCGGACCUCGUGGUUUGCAGGGACCUGUAGGUGAGAGAGGACCCCCGGGACCACAGGGCCGUCAAGGAGAGUUGGGGCCCAAAGGUGUUCGGGGUCCUUCAGGCCCCCGGGGUAAGCCAGGGCCUCAGGGUGGUGUAGGUAGAUCUGGUCCUCCUGGGAGCCCGGGGCCUCCUGGACCACAGGGAUCAGCCGGACCCAGAGGGUUUCCAGGAACACCAGGGACCAGUGGACUGACGGGACAGACUGGAGACAAAGGACAGAGGGGACCUGUGGGUCCUGCUGGUGAUUUUGGUUCUCCAGGACUGCACGGAGAGCAGGGUUCUCCGGGUCCAUCUGGUGAAGACGGGGUUCCUGGAUCCAAAGGAGACCAGGGAGCUCCAGGCCUCAGGGGACAACAAGGGCCCAAAGGAGCCAAAGGAGAACCAGGACCUCAGGGCUCCCAGGGGCUGCAGGGUGAGCCUGGGCAGAGGGGCAAAGAGGGAGACAUGGGUCCACCCGGUGGUUCUGGAGAUUCAGGAGCUAAAGGAGCAAAGGGGAAUGUGGGAAAUCGUGGCUCACGGGGAUCAGAGGGUCCGACAGGGGCACCAGGAAAACAGGGGUCAAGAGGGUCUAAAGGAGAGAAGGGUGACGCAGGUGCAAUGGGUCAACGAGGUCUGCUGGGGAAGGUCGGACCAUUUGGAUUAUUAGGACUACAGGGUUUUUCUGGACUUUCUGGAACCCAAGGGCCUGAUGGGCCACCAGGACAGAAGGGAGACAAAGGACCAGCUGGUUCAGCCGGUGACCCAGGAGCUCCAGGUCCUCAGGGGGUGGCAGGACGCCGAGGGGUGAAAGGAGACAGGGGGAAACCUGGAUCAAGGGGCUCAGCAGGGAUCACUGGAAGACCAGGUAAUCCAGGUCCAAAGGGGUUUUCAGGAUCCCAGGGCCUGAGAGGAGACACUGGAAAGAAAGGGGAGGAAGGAGAGGCGGGAUCUGAUGCAUUUCCAGCAGAUCAAGGACCUAAAGGAGAACCAGGACCAGAGGGUAUAAGCGGUGAACCAGGACUUCCAGGUCCUGAAGGUCCACGGGGUCCAGUGGGCCCUAAAGGAAGACCUGGACCAGAGGGAAGGACGGGACAAAAGGGUCAAAAGGGCGAUGACGGAAAGCGUGGACGACCAGGGAAGGACGGUCACGUAGGGAGGAGGGGGAAACGAGGAAAAUCUGGCAGUAGAGGUAUAAGAGGAAAGCGAGGUGAAAAGGGGAAGGUUGGAGAUGUGGGUCCGUUCGGUCCACUGGGGAGGCAUGGAAUAUAUGGAGAAACCGGCAAACAUGGACAAAAAGGGGAAAAGGGUCGAACAGGUGUUAAGGGGGAGCCAGGAGCAAUAGGACCACCAGGGCCUUUUGGUGGCAAUGGGCCAAAGGGAAUCCGGGGACCUGUUGGAAAAUCAGGGCGAGCUGGUCAGAAAGGAGAACAGGGAGAUAUCGGCCCUCCGGGUAAACGGGGUUCUCCAGGUCUGCCGGGGUUACCUGGUUUGUUUGGACAGAAGGGUCUUAAAGGAUUUUCUGGAGCUGCAGGUCCACGUGGACAGAAAGGCUUACGUGGUCCACCUGGACCACCUGGACCUCCAGGAACCCACCUGAAGCUCACACUGACUCAGAUGAAGGAGGCUGUGUACAUGUCAGACAAGCCCAACUAUGUCCUGGUCCAGACUCUGCUGGACUCCCUUCAGAGGGACCUCCACUGGUUCAUCAACCCCCCAGACGGCAGUAAAGCCCACCCGGCCACCACCUGCCUGGAGCUGUGGUUGGCCCAGCCCAACUCCACCAACGGGCUGUAUUACAUUGAUCCAAACCAAGGCAGCCCGGCUGAUGCUUUUCAGGUUUACUGUGACUUCACAGCAGAACCCAAGACGUGUCUGCAUCCACUCCAAACUCAGGUUCCAGUUAAAGCCUGGCUGAAGGAUUCUGGCUCCAGUUUGUCCUUUCACUGGUUGAGCUCAGGUGAAGGUGGUUUCCAGUUCCAGUAUCCAGGAUCAGAUGUGGUGCAGAUGAGGUUCCUCAGACUGAACAGCAGAUUAUCCACCCAGACCGUCCACUACUCCUGUCGAUCAGGAAGCAGACAGGCCGGAAAACAGAGGGAAGUCAAGUUCUUGGCCGACACUCGGAAGGAGAGUUACCUGGCGGCGCUGCAGGACUGUGUGCCCUCAGGACAGCUGGACUCCGCCCCCCAGGAGUCGGUUUUCCAGUUCGAGAGCGAAGACCUUGAACUGCUGCCUCUCAGGGACGUCGCAGUGUUUGGCAACAAGGAAGAACAAACCCAGGACUUUGGCUUCACGAUAGGACCGGCGUGUUUCAGCUAACCCCCGUCCGCUUGUAUCUGUGUGGGCGUCUGCAGCGACACACCCACCACAGCGUUUUAGGCACUUUGGUACUGUCCUCAAAGCAUCGUCAGUUCUCAGUUCACGUCCCUUUUCGAGCUCAGCGGUGUGUUUUUGCGUCUCCUUGACCAAUAAAAUCCACCCAAAGUUUGGGCCAAAGACUGAACGUGGGCAGAGGAUCCUCCAGGACUGAGGCGUUCCUCUGUGAAACCCACCAGGGAUGUUUUAGACCGGAUCUUGACUUUGUACAUUUCAUGUGUUUUUAUUUGUGUUUUUGAACUCUGCUUAUUUAUGUAACUGCUGGACCUUCAUUUACUCCUUAUGGUUUUAAUUCAGGUACAUUUUUUGACUUGAUUAUUGUAUUUAAGUGGCAGCAAAUAACCCCUAACCCCCUACCCUCAAAGUUCAGCCAUGUGCAGUUGGUCAAUGUGUCGAAGUCUCCUGAAGAUUGUUUUAAUUCACAAAAAAUAGGAAAAAUGUCCGUGUAUCUCACCGACAUGUUCUAUAACACCCAGAUGAAUAUGUGAGGUUGUCAGGGUCUGUUCCUGUGGUCUGGAUGCAGGAGAUCAACCUUCCAGUAGAAGUGGGUGGUACUUUCACUGGAGGAGAACUCAACUAGUUUAGUCAAAGUCCAUAUAUGACUUCUAUCAGUGAUCAAUAGGAACUAUAUUGAUAUUUCUAACCAUUUCCAUGUUAUAAACCAUCAAAAUAUAGACCAUUUUCUGGGUUAAACAACCAAAUGUUCAGAUAUUACAGACUGGUAUAACAUGAGGAAAGAGAUGAUCCCUGUUGUCAGUGAGCAUCAGUAUGACUCCGACUGGAAAGAAGAAUCAAGCAAAAAGUUUAUCACCUUAAAUGUCUGAGACAUUUGUUCAAACCACAGUAAUGACAUUAACAAACAAGUGGUUCCAGGCACAGCAAACCCCGCCCCUCACACAUAUUGUAGCUUAUUUUAGCAUU